CUGGUUACUUUCCGUUUAAGCUUAAGCGGCGUUGAUAGUUCUGAUUUCAGACUUACUCGCCGUUUUGAAGGACAUCGCGAUGGCGUUUGGCACGUAACGGCUGACGCCACACGCAGUAUUUGUGCCAGUGCGAGCGCUGAUCAAACGGCUCGAAUAUGGUCACUCAACUCUGGUGCCUGCUUGUAUGCCUACACGGGUCAUUCUGGCUCCGUGAACUGCGUAGCAUUCGCUCCUUUGCCGGAGUCGCAGUCAGGUGGCGAACUAACCAUAGCGACAGCAAGUGGAGACGAGUCAGCGCACAUUUGGAAGGUGACCAUUGGACAGCACGCAGUGUUGAGUUCCGAUGACGAUGAAGACGAGAAGGCACCCGUCGAUAGUGCAGGAGGUGAAGGUGAUACCGCGCCUCCAUCAAGCACCGAAGGAGCACGGGUAAAGAACGCACUGAUGCGGCUUACAGGCCACACCGGCGUGGUGAUUGGUUGCGAUUGGCUAGAAGGUGGAAGUCAGCUGAUCACAGCGAGUUGGGAUCGUACAGCGAACAUAUACGAUGUGGAACGAGGCGAGGUACUGAACAUAUUGAGCGGGCAUGAGAUGGAACUCAAUCAUUGCUCAGCACAUCCGAAUCAGAAGCUUGUGGUCACAUCGUCGAAAGAUUCCACGUUCCGGCUUUGGGACUUCCGCGAGACUAUACAGUCUGUAGCCGUGUUUCAGGGACAUCAGGACUCCGUGAGCUCUGUAGCGUUUUCAAGCGGCGAUCGAAUUGUGUCGGGCAGUGAUGAUCGAACUGUAAAGGUUUGGGAUUUACGUAACAUGCGCAGCGCAAUAUCAACGAUUCGCCUAUCAUCAGCCGCCAAUCGGUUAUCGGUGAGUCGAACUCACGGUGCAAUCGCCAUUCCUCUUGACAAUCGCCAUGUACGGAUCUAUGAUCUGGCCGGGAAUAGGCUACCUCGAGUACCAAACAGAAGAUGUCAUUCACGGAUGGUUUCCUGUGCAGCUUGGGCCGACGAUCAUCCCCAUUGCAACCUUCUCACGUGUGGAUUCGAUCGAGGUGUUGCAGGGUGGAAAGUCAUGUUAGCAAAAGACUAG
Molecule: messenger RNA, 1086 nt
Organism: Cooperia oncophora
Lineage: Eukaryota; Metazoa; Nematoda; Chromadorea; Rhabditida; Trichostrongylidae
Source: the annotation of a GenBank genome assembly